Messenger RNA from Homarus americanus (American lobster), 1179 nucleotides. Its product is annotated as adhesive plaque matrix protein-like. The transcript has 2 exons. Bases 1 to 1179 code for a protein of 392 amino acids. Lineage: Eukaryota; Metazoa; Arthropoda; Malacostraca; Decapoda; Nephropidae. The record is from RefSeq and is a predicted model, not a curated record.
AUGGAGCUGCAACCCACACCAAUAAUCUCAAGGCUACACCGUCACCCUCCAGGCUACACCGUCAUCCUCCAGGCUACACCGUCAUCCUCCAGGCUACACCGUCACCCUUCAGCCUACACCGUCACCCUCCAGGCUACACCGUCACCCUUCAGGCUACACCUCAUCCUCCAGGCUACACCGUCAUGUUCCAGGCUACACCGUCACCCUCCAGGCUACACCGUCAUCCUCCAGGCUACACCGUCAUCCUCCAGGCUACACCGUCACCCUUCAGCCUACACCGUCACCCUCCAGGCUACACCGUCACCCUUCAGGCUACACCGUCAUCCUCCAGGCUACACCGUCAUCCUCCGGAGCUACACCGUCAUCAUUCCCAAGCUACACCCAUCCCACCCCUCCAGGCUUCCCGUCAUCCUCCAGGUUAUACACCGUCAUCCUCCAGGCUACCGUCAUCCUCCAGGUUACCGUCAUCCUCCAGGCUACCGUCUCAUCCUCCAGGUUACACCACCGUCACCCUCAGAGCUACACCGUCAUCCUCCAGGCUACACCGUCACCCUCCAGGCUCUGCGUCACCCUCCAGGCUACACCGUCACCCUCCAAGAAGCUACACCGUCACCCCUUCGAGCCUACACCGUCAUCCUCAGAGCUACCAAGCCAUCCUCCGGGCUACCUGCAUCAUCUUCAAACUACCGUCACCCUCUGAGCUUUACCGUCAUCCUCCAGAAUUACACCGUCAUCCUCCAAGGCUUCACCGUCAUCCUCCAGGUACACCGUCAUCCUCCAAACUUCCACCGUCAUCCUCCAGAAUUACACCGUCACCCUCAAACUACCGUCAUCCUCCAGGCUACACCGUCACCCUCAAACUACCGUCACCCUCAAACUACACCGUCACCUCCAGUUACCAUCACCCUCAAACUACCAUCAUCCUCCAGGCUACACCGUCACCUCCGGAAUUACACCGUCAUCCUCCAAGCUACACCAUCUUCCUCGACUACCGUCACCCUCCAGGUUACUCCGUCAUCCUCCAGGCUACACCGUCACCCUCCAGGCUACACCGUCACCCUCCAGGCUACACCGUCACCCUCCGGGCUACACCGUCACCCUCCGGGCUACACCGUCACCCUCCAGGUUACACCGUCAUCCUCCGGGCUACACCGUCAUCCUCCUCACGCCUGGAUAUAA